This is a messenger RNA of Pleurotus ostreatus (oyster mushroom), 2166 nucleotides long. RefSeq lists its product as uncharacterized. Gene Ontology annotation, biological process: rRNA processing. Bases 1 to 2166 code for a protein of 721 amino acids. The transcript is spliced from 14 exons. Gene Ontology annotation, cellular component: nucleus. NCBI's taxonomy places the organism in Eukaryota, Fungi, Basidiomycota, Agaricomycetes, Agaricales, Pleurotaceae. The record is from RefSeq and is a predicted model, not a curated record.
AUGCCAAAGAGUGCGAAGAAACGGAAGGAAAAGGCUGCUGAUUUCUCCAAAGCCAAGCUCAAGCUUGGAAAGGGCAAACAGACACCUUCCAAUGUAAUAGACACAUCUUUCAAAGCACGAUCAAUUGCUCUGCCAAAUCAGAGUAUUUCGCGUGAAAAGGACGUGAAUGUGCCAACUACGCGGAAAAACUUAUCAAUUGGCGACCUCGUAACACAUCUGAAGCAUUAUAACCCUGGUAUUCGCAGAGAUGCGCUAUCAAGCAUGCGGGAACUCCUUGAUGCACAUUGGGAGGUAUUGGAGUCAAGUUUACCACCUCUCCUUAAUGCUUGUGUACGACUGAUAGCCGACGAGGAUGCUAGUGUGCGGAAGUCUCUGUACCAGUUUCUCUCGUGGCUUCUACCCCGUAUCCCUCAGGAGAAUUUGAUUGCCCAUGCCUCCGUUCUUUUAUUAUUUACCACCUCUGCACAAACCCACAUUUUCCCUGAGAUUCGACUAGAUGCUGUUCGCAUCGUGGACCUUUUGCUGGAAAACAUUCCCGAAAUCGUCGUCCAAGGCUGGGACGAAGGUAAAGCGGGACACGGGGCUCGUAUACUUGAAGGUUAUCUCGGGGCUCUCAAUGCUGGGACAGCCUUCAACGAAAAUCAUGGCAAGAUCCAAGCGACUUCCACGGCAAGCGUCAUACUCACACCUUCAUCGAAACUCAUCCUGUUGCAAUCUCUCUCCUCUUUCCUUCUCCAUGCGCUCUCCUCCGGGGCUUCUACUUCGCAUGACGACCCCUACACUGCGCCUUUUGAUUCGUGGUACAUCCGUCCGUCAUUCAUUUCACAGGAUGCUCACACCUCUUUCGACGACCUCCUUCGACCUACUCAUUCUCAGCCAAGUAAGGCCAAGAAGCGCCGAUGGAGAGCCGAAGCAAACCACGGCGACGGCGACAUUUUUGUUUCGUAUUGCCCCUUCGCUGACAUUUUGUCACCGGAUAUCUCUAUUCAAACCUUGUCAGAAAGUGUUUCUUCGGCUGUGGUUGAUGAGACGGAUGUAAAAGCACCGCUUGUAAUGCAUAUAGCUCGGGCACUACGGGGGACUUUGAUAUCAACGUUUCUAGACUUCGCUCCGUCCGCAUUCAGUCCAAACGGCAAAGCCUCGGAAACCGACAUGAAACUCGUUUUGGCUGUAGCAAACAUUGCAAGAAGUUUGUAUUCGUCCAUCGCCCAGAGAGAUACAACGUCUAUGCCAAAAGACGCCCAGGCUGCCCGAGACGACCUGAAGACGCUCAUAAACUACAUGUCGUCUUACUUCCCGUUCAGUAGCUCUGGAAGCCGCGACAUCAAGAUCGACGAAGCCUUGCUAGAGAUGAACCUCGUUUACUGUCAACUGACGUCUCUCCUGGUUCUUACCUCCAAAACACCUCAGCCAUCGGCCCGAGGGAAACAAGGGCACCCAGAUAAUGCGUCCGCCGUUCACGCAGAAGCUGUGAGCGAGUACGUGAUCAGCCUGCUCAACGGAGAGCCUGUGAAUGGAACCCAACUCGGCCGAGCAUUAACCCCCGACGCAUACGUUGCCCUCCUUCCAACAAUUUGGUCCUUCGUUAGCAGCACUGCUGGCCCUAACGACUCAUUCUCCGCCGGCAUCCUUGCCGCGGUUCUCAGCCAUGCUACGCGGGCCUCGUCCAAGUCCGCCAUCAAGAAACUCACGAUAGAGUUUGUCGGCCGUCUUGCAUUGUUGGACACAGAACGCAGCUAUACGGGUUCCUUUCGCCUUGCCCGUUUCGCCGGCCAGCGUGGCGCGCUCGAAGAAUGGAUUAACCAUCUCCCCAAGGUCCUAUGGGAACUCGGGGCCACGAGCCUCGUCACCAGUGAAAUCAUCAUUCGCUGUCUCAUCCGCUUGAUUCAGCGCCGGUCAGGGAUAAUACAUGAUUCCACAAUAUCCACGCUAAGGUCCAGACUGGCGCCUUACUUUUGCGUAGAGCACCCAACGCGUGGCCGCAUUAUGGGCCCGUUCAAAAAACUACCAAUCGAAUCAGGUUUACAGAAUCUCUCCCUGGAUUUGGUAGCAAUACUUCAGGUGUACAACGGGGCCGCCCCUUCAGACGGCGCUCUCGAGGAGGCCGUUGACCUCGCCGUCGCCGGUACUGAUAUGCAGUCAUAUUGGUGUUCGGUACGACAAUGA